CAAUAGCGCGUUCCCAGUCUUUGACAAAGCUCACGAAAGGUCUCGUGCGAUUGAAUUCCAAGCUUGUCAAAUUGAUGGACGGGUAGCCUUAGAAAUGUUCAGCUUUUCCUAAGAAAGAACCCAAAGAUCACUUUCUAUGCGAGGAAGAACCAUUCUUUCCAUACCUUUGAGGUCGAGAUCGAUGAAAACGGUGGGAGUUCUAGCCGUGCUGCUUGUGAGCCUCGCGAGCGUCGCCUCGGGGCGAGUCUACACCAUUCCGGAGAACUGGACAGCCACCAUCCAAGGCCGUGAGCUCCCCGGUUUUGGAAGCUCCGGAAGUUACAUCCUGGUGAGUGCUCCAAGAGAUCUUAACGGCAGCAGCGGCGAGCAAGAGUUCCUCCUGAGCGACAACGGCACCUUUGGGUUAGCUUUCCUCAACUUCAAUGGAACAGGGAACUAUUACCUCUCGCUGGUGAUGGGAGCGACGAACGCCACCGCGGGAGCUCCAAUCUGGACAGCGAAUCGAAGUAAAGCUGUCAGCAACGAGUCCCGUCUCACAAAAACCGCUGGCCAGCUCAAGCUCCUCAAUGGCGAUCUAACCACGGCCUGGUCUCCCUCGGACGAUCAAACCAUCGCGAGCAUUGGCCUCGAUGAAACUGGCAACAUGGUGCUGUAUAACUCGUCCGGAGGAGCAGUCUGGGAGUCCUUCGAUCAUCCAACCGAUGUCUUGCUUCCGGGCCAGCGGCUAGUAACCGGACAGAGAUUUGCAAGCAACUUAAACUCGUCCACCAUGUCGGAAGGAGUCUUCACUGCAACCAUGGAGGCACGGGCCAUUGUCCUGGCUUUCAGUCCUCCUUCCCAAGAGCAGCAGCCUUACUUCCUCUGGAGCUUGGGGCUGCCGUCCACGAUCGACUCGGCAAGAGUUCGCUGCCCCGGCUACGUUGCCGUGCUCCAAUACACAACCGGUGGAGCUGUCAACAUGGCCUACGAGCGGAGCUCCGCGGCUACCACGAGUAGUCCUUGCAAUGCCCCGCUCAACGUAAGUCUCGGGUCAGGGAACAGCAAACGGCAGCUUCGUCUCGAGUCUGAUGGGAACUUGAUCUCGUACAAGUUGCACGAGACUGGGAACUGGGAGACCGAGUUCUUGCUCGCGCAGUUCUUCGGUCAUAGAGCCUGUGAUCUGCCUCUUUCCUGCGGUAGCUAUGGACUUUGCAAUCAAACGGGGCCAUGCGAGUGUAUGGAUAACCGGGCCACGAACAUCACCACCGUAGCUGAGUCCGGCACCUGUGAGAGUCCCAACUGGGCCUCUCGCCUUGCAACCUGCGACACCAGGUACGAGAGUGACUUCGUUGCUCUGUCUGGAGUCCGCUAUUUCACAAACCAGUACACGAGCCCCGAUAGAGUUUCGUCUCCGCUCGAGGAUUGCCUCGAAACGUGCCGGACGAAUUGUUCCUGCUCUGCUCUCUUUUACGAUGGUACCCUGAGAAACUGCUACUUCGUGAGAGAUGUGUCGGGAAGCUUGACGCAAGGGCAAGCAAGUUAUACGGCUUACCUCAAGUUUCAAGACCGCUCCCGGCUGGUGAAAGUAGACACUGGUUCUUCCAGCUCCAGAAAAAAUAUAAUUGUUAUCAGCACCAGCGUUACCGCGGCAACACUGGUCAUCGUGUGCUCACUCCUGCUACUUACGGAGCUCAGACGAAAGCAAGAUGCAGAGAUUGAAAAACUCAUUAGCGCUUUGAAAGGCCCUCCGCAGAGGUUCACGUACAGGAGGCUCACGGUGGCAACGAAAGCCUUCUCCAAGCACCUUGGAACGGGAGGAUUCGGCUCGGUGUAUGAGGGAGUCCUGCGCGACGGGAAAAAGUUGGCAGUCAAGAAGCUCCACUCGAACAAAGGCCAGAAGCAGUUCAUCGCCGAAGUCGCGUCCCUGGGAACGAUAAGUCACGUAAAUAUAGUCAGGCUCUGUGGUUUCUGCGCCGAGCUAUCACACCGCUUACUGGUUUACGAGUUCAUGCCGAAUGGAUCACUGGACAAGUGGAUCUUUCGAAACCAAGAAGCGCCUCUCGACUGGGACCGUCGCUACAGCAUCGCGCUUGGAACAGCUCGGGGACUGGCAUACCUGCACGAAGAGUCAAGAGAACCGAUUAUUCACCUGGACAUAAAACCGCAAAACAUACUCUUGGACGAGAACUUCGAAGCAAAGGUCGGCGACUUUGGAAUGGCGAAGUUGCUGAUGAGCAGGGACGUUACCCAAGUCAUAACAGGAGUCCGAGGAACACCGGGCUACUUAGCUCCAGAAUGGCUGCUUAGUAACACGGCAACGAAAAAAUGCGACGUCUACAGCUAUGGAAUGGUUCUACUAGAGCUGAUUGGCGGGAGGAAGAACUUGGAUCCGGCAAAGAUCGACUCGGAGCUGAGCUUCUUCUUUCCUGCCUGGGCUGUAAAUGAGGUGAAACAAGGACGGCUACUCAGUGUGGUGGAUCCAAAAAUCCGAGAUGGAGUGGACAACCAAGGAGCUGAAAGGAUGGUAAAGGUGGCUUUCUGGUGUAUACAGGAAAAUCCAGCGGACAGGCCUACCAUGGAUGCAGUGAUACAAAUGCUUGAAGGACGGCAAGAGAUCGCAGAGCCACCGUUAAUCUUUCGCUUCGCUGUGGAAGCACCUGGAAUCAUCAGUAUCAAAGCCAGCAGCAAUAGCAUUGCGCUGGGAUAUUGCAAGUCGUCGUGAAAGACAAACCUUUUGGACAA
Selaginella moellendorffii is the source of this 2721-nucleotide messenger RNA. Its product is annotated as G-type lectin S-receptor-like serine/threonine-protein kinase SD2-5. Gene Ontology annotation, biological process: protein phosphorylation. The transcript has a single exon. Lineage: Eukaryota; Viridiplantae; Streptophyta; Lycopodiopsida; Selaginellales; Selaginellaceae. Bases 137 to 2701 code for a protein of 854 amino acids. Gene Ontology annotation, molecular function: ATP binding; protein serine/threonine kinase activity. The record is from RefSeq and is a predicted model, not a curated record.